GUCUUCCGGGCAGUGUCUUCGCUGUUGCGCACAACAGACCAGAGUUUAGUUCCUAUGGAGGGAAGUCUACCUUAUCCAGUAUCUAUGUGAUUCAGUUGGGCAUUUCCCGCUCAGACCCGUUGAUUCUGAUAGCCCAGUGGAAGGCACAUACCUCAAGACCUAUGAGAAUGACUUCUAUUUCGAUGAGGUUCUUUGCGGUUGUUCUUGUAAGCCUCUCUGUGGUCAGAGGCUUUCAGACGUCCUCAUGGGAAGGACAACUCUUCCAGGAAGAGACAAGGAGGAGAACUCGGAGGGACGAAACUAGUCCUGGCUGUGAUACGAUGAACCAGUGCGCGAGAACGUUCUAUGACUUUCAAGCCCCUCUAAAUGUGUGGAGGAGGAUGAAGAUAGGCCAGCCCCUGGGGGUCACAGCCGAGAACUUGGAUGCAUUUUGCCAGAUCUUGGGCGAGGCUUUGGACUGCGUUGAGAGCGACCCUGGGGCCAUGCAGUGUGAGACGGACUCUUCAGUUCCUCACUUCACUGAAACUGGAAGACCAUACCACACGUACCUCUGUGCUGCGGAACGGAGACCACUUGUCCUGUCCCUGGCUGACGUUCGGUGCUCCCUGAGUGUCAACUACCGACUUAUCUACAGUGACUGUCUCGCACAGAUUUACGCCGCUUCCAUGGCUGCCCUGGGGCGGUCCAGGGUCUUGGCCAAUAGAGACAGGGGAAACUGUCCAUUUCUGCUUCAGAACAGAGACUGCAUGAGACAGACCAUGCUUGCCUGGUGCGGUCCGGAGGUAGCAGAAGUCGCCAGCAGUCUCUGGAACUUGAGAAACAGACACCGAUACGAGGCCGAGGACAGGUGGUAUCGAUGCUCAUGAGAUCAUGAUGAACUUCUCCGUGCAUGAGACGCCUCACCUUGGACCACAGCUGCUUCCAACUUCUACUCUGUUUGACAGACAACUUUUUUCUACUUCACGUGACAUACCUGAAGCAGAUAUCGGUAAUAAUGGCAUGCCAUGCAUUUAUCUGCUCUGAUACU
Aplysia californica (California sea hare) is the source of this 1027-nucleotide messenger RNA. RefSeq lists its product as uncharacterized. Lineage: Eukaryota; Metazoa; Mollusca; Gastropoda; Aplysiida; Aplysiidae. The transcript is spliced from 7 exons. The record is from RefSeq and is a predicted model, not a curated record. The coding region runs from base 162 to 866 and encodes 234 amino acids.